This is a messenger RNA of Armigeres subalbatus, 1473 nucleotides long. RefSeq names its product large ribosomal subunit protein mL37 (gene mRpL37). Gene Ontology annotation, biological process: translation. NCBI's taxonomy places the organism in Eukaryota, Metazoa, Arthropoda, Insecta, Diptera, Culicidae. Gene Ontology annotation, molecular function: structural constituent of ribosome. The record is from RefSeq and is a predicted model, not a curated record. Gene Ontology annotation, cellular component: mitochondrion; ribosome. The coding region runs from base 126 to 1373 and encodes 415 amino acids. The transcript is spliced from 3 exons.
CGGCGCUGUCAAAUACUCAUGCCCGUGCGGGUUGUUAUUUAAUCAUAACAUAAAAUCGAGUUUUUGUGCGACAUUAUUGAAAUUUUUUGAAGAUAAUCGUUACAUUUCCAACAUAAAUCGCCGAAAUGCGUUUCACGGCCGUCCUGCUUCGACAGCACAUUGGGUUCCACUUCAAGAAACACUGGAUCGUCCAAGGUAAACGCGUUCCAAAUGACACGGGAGCGCAAGCGGAAUUAGCUGCCCAUGGUCUUCCGGUUGUGGAAAACCCCAGCGAACUGCUCAAAGAACCGCGGGAAAGGGGUCCAAAGUUCGAAGUCGUUGGACAAUUACCUCCGGUGGCCCAUUUGGACGAAAAUCAUCCGCUGUAUAAAAGCGAACAGUGCUACCUAUACGGGGAUCGGAACGUUCUGUUGGAAGGCGUCCGGCAGGCCCAGAUUUUGCUCAAUACGAUCGUUUACGAUGAGCUGCCCCUGAAAGUGGAAGAGCGGGUGGACAAAACCAAAAUUCCGACGCCGCUAGAUCGGUCGAUGCAGCAGUCGGUUCUGGCGGCUUUGGUGUAUGACACGGAACAGGUAAAAAUUGGAAUUGUAAAGGAUCCGGAACGGCCGGCAUUCAAGUUCCCCCGUGUCUAUGGAAUAUCGGACGAAAGAAGAAAUCGCCUCAUUCUGUCCAAACUGGUGACCCACUGCGAACGCUUCGUCGGCCAAGAGAUCACUUCCAAUCGCAAAGUAAUUGCCAACACGCACUUUAUUGUGCCCAUAACCAAGGAACUGGAUCGCAUCCAAUUCUCGUUGCGAGUGGACAGUUUUAUCACUUCGUCAACCCCUAUCAAACCGCUCGACAGUUCCGUCUACCGUCCGCAAGAUCAAUCGCUUCCGGAAAUUUUCCCCAUCAAGGAAACGGUCAGCAUUCCUACUACUAACUUCUACGAGUGGCAAAAUGAGUACCCCAUCAGUCGGCAGUAUAAAUCCUCUCAUCCUCACACGGUUUUGUUGCACUGCUCGCCUGAUUCCGUUGCCAACAUGUUUGAGACCCCGGUGACCGACGACCAGCGGGAAGCUCGGGCUAUGAUCAAAGCAUUUACUGUGGCAGCCGCUCGGGCACGGCAGCUGUAUGGGGACGACGUUAAAGAUCUCCCGGCACCGAUUACAGUCCAGGCGGUGCAAACCGACAGCAAGUGGUUCCACUUCAGCAUAUUUCAGCUGAACACGCUAGAGCUAAGUAGCGAAGAGGGAAAGAACCGAAACUUGUGGUUCCGCAAACCGCGAAUGGAUCUCUUCGCUGAGUGUGGCUAUUUGGUAGGCAAGCCAAGCUUGGUUGGGUAUAAUCGCGAUGUGCUGCGACACAUGGCCGUGUUUUACGGAAGCAGCUAAAGUGUUGACGAGUGGAGUGUGCUGUUGAAGCAUUCGCCAGAGAUAGAUUGUAACAAGGAGUGGAAACAUUGAAGCUGGAUUAGUGAAUAGUUAACAAGAA